AUGGAAAAAAUGGUCAAUUUGUCAAUUUUAGAUGUUAGGGGUACUGAACUACCUCCUGAACCUGAGAAGCCAUUUCCUAAUGAUUGCUGUGGAUCAGGAUGCUCGCCUUGUGUUUUUGAUAUAUAUGAAAGAGACAUGGAGUUAUGGAGAAAAGAGUGUUUGUUGACCAAGCAUAAUAAUAAUAACAAAUCUUCAUCUGAAUCAGAGCAUAAUGCUUCCCUGUCAUUAAGCAAGUAUACCUCUCUUGAACUCCAGUCAGUUACUGAGCUGAACACUGAUACAUCAAGUUAUCGAUUCAAACUUCCAGAAGGUACAUCACUGAAACUAGAGGUAGGACAGCAUUUGUUGCUCAGGUCAAAAAAGGAAGACAAAAUUGUAACCAGAUCAUACACACCAAUAACUUGCAACCAAGGACACUUUGAUGUAAUCAUUAAGAGGUAUCAAAAUGGGAAAAUGUCUCAAUGCAUAUCGCAGUGGUCUGUUGGAGACAUGGUUGAAUGGAGAGGGCCUUUUGGCAAACUCAAGUACAAACCAAAUGAGUAUGACGAAGUAAUAAUGCUAGCUGCUGGCACUGGUAUUGCCCCUAUGCUUCAGUUAAUCAGAGCGGUUCUUGGUAAUGACAAUGAUGACACACGUUUGACACUUUUGUAUAGUUGUAAAAAGGCUUGUGAUAUCCUGAUGAAAGAUCAGCUUGAUGAGUUCAGAGCGUUUUGGAAUUUCAAUGUUACAUACUUUCUAACACAGGCCAGUUUAGAAGACGACCAAAGCUGCAUCAGAUAUGGAGAUGUUAUCCUCAAUACAAGGAUAGAUAAGGAUUUUUUGUUGAAUAUUCUACCCAAGGCAUCUGACCGCACAAAAAUCCUGAUAUGUGGAACGAAAUCAUUUGACAAAGACAUGAUAAACUAUGCUUUGAACAUAGGUUAUCAACUGGACGAAAUUUUUAUCUUUUAAAGUGGUUUUCUAAAUGCAUCAUAGCAGUCGCAUUUCCAAUAGAUUUUAACAGCCUUUUGCCAAUUAUUGCGUUUUAAGCAAAGUACGGCUCAGUUUUCGCCUAUAAUUAUCAGUAUCUCAAAAUCAUGGUUUUUGUAAUGUUAUUUUGCAAGUGAAGUUUUCAUCUGACAUAAUGAAAUCAUGUUUGUUCAGUGAACGCAUUUGAUUUUAGGCCAGAGCUGGCAAGUUUGCAUUAUACAUUGUACAUAACCUCCAUUGGCUCAUUGGCGGGUUUAAAGGGGGCAACUAGAGGAAGUUGCCCCUCCUUCGACGAGUUGAAACAAGUCUGGCGCCCUCUUUUCGGAAAUUGUGCGCCCCUUUUGAAAAAUAAGAAUCAGGGCUCAAAAAGUCACAAAUUGUAUAACAUUUUUCAGCGCCCCCACCACCAACUGCCCCUCCUUCAAUUUUCCUCUGGAUCAUGAGCCCCUGCAUUGGCUUGCUUUGCGUUCACAGCAUAUUAAUUUAGCGAUCUGCCAUAUUUAGGCAGCUGUUUACUUAAAUGAGAAGAAAACAAAAAACUCAGCAAAUGAUGUAACUGGCCAAUAGAACGCCUCAACUCCAGAUCAGUCAAUAUUGCAAUCUUUAAUUACACGCGGCAAUCAUAGGGUAAUUAAGAACCUGUCGUGUUUUCAGUUUAGUUGCGAAGUAUAAAAAGACAUGAAUAUUUCAUGUGAUAUUAAAGUGACCAGAGGCAAUAUUUUGCCUUUUUUAUUGAUAACUGCUUUCCUUUUGUUGGGUUGAAUGUGGUUUUAUUUACAUACAUGGUUACGUCCUUAGAGGCUAAAAAAUCCAUAACAAAUUCAAUGUUAUUGUCGCCUUUCUUUAUUUUUAUUCCGAAGUUCAACAGUCAGACCCCUCCCCUUGUGUACAGGAUAAGAGGAAAUCUCCUGAUCAUCUUGUAGGAGAAAGACUUCUUUAUUUUGCUUUCAGAUCCCCGUUGACACACCGAUUUGUCCACUGAAGCAUCUUAAAACUGUAUAUGUGCAUAUUCAAAUGAUUCAAAUUUACCGUUUAGCAAAUACUUUGAAAACGGUUUGACAAGCAUUAUGUUUAUGCAAACGAGUGAUUUGAUUAAAAUUAGGGAUUUAUGUAUAGUUCAUAGAAUCAUUUCUGGCUAUGACAUUUAAUUUUAUUAAAUGCAGUUGAUCGUUAAUUUCGUUGCCAUUAUCACUGUACAUUUGGUUUAUUCCAUAUAAAGACCAUAAACAAUUCCAACAGCAAAGAA
Rhopilema esculentum is the source of this 2215-nucleotide messenger RNA. Its product is annotated as NADH-cytochrome b5 reductase-like. Lineage: Eukaryota; Metazoa; Cnidaria; Scyphozoa; Rhizostomeae; Rhizostomatidae. Gene Ontology annotation, molecular function: oxidoreductase activity. The record is from RefSeq and is a predicted model, not a curated record.